GACAAGGACCUGGUCCAUGAGUUUGUGGUGUCUGAAGGACUGACAUGUCUAUCAAGGUCGGAGCUGAAGCAGACCAGAACUACCAGAAUUACAUCCUCAGGGCUCUGGGACAGAUCAUGCUGUAUGUGGAUGGAAUGAACGGCCUCAUAAGUCACAACGAAACCGUCCAAUGGCUUUACACACUCGUUGGAUCCAAGUUCCGUCUGGUCGUGAAGACAGCUCUGAAACUGUUACUGGUGUUUGUGGAGUACACUGAACCCAACACUGCCCUGCUCAUCCAUGCUGUCAACACCGUGGACACCAAGAGAGGCUGUAAGCUGUGGUCCAAUGCCAUGGAGAUUCUGGAGGAGAAGGAUGGGGUGGACACAGAGCUGCUGGUGUAUGCCAUGACCCUCAUCAACAAGACUCUAGCGGGCCUGCCUGACCAGGACUCAUUCUAUGACGUGGUGGACUGUUUGGAGGAGCAGGGCAUGGAGGCCAUGUCUCAGAGACACCGUAGCAGGAAGGGAACAGACCUGGACCUCAUGGAGCAGUUUAACAUCUACGAGACUACUCUGCGCCAUGAGGACGGGGACGACGAGAGCCAGCCAACUACCGUGGGUCGGAAGAACCGGCGGCGUGCCAGCGUGGGGGGCACCAACGACCGGCGAGGCCUGGAGAGGAGACGCAGCCGGAGACACUCCCUCCAGAAUGGGAGAGGAAUCACCUCAGCCCCUACUUCCCCCAGCAGCCCUCACUCUCACGGAGGACACAACGGUAGCUUCCUGCCCUUCGGAGGCCAGGGCAUCGACGACGUCAGCGAAAGAGAGGAGGAAGAGGAGGAGGAGGAAGAGGAGGAGGAGGAUGAGGAAGAUGAUGAGAGUCAUGAUAUCACAGAGACCACUAGAAAGGUCUUCCACAGCAGCCAAACAGCUGUAUUGUAUACAUCUAGAGCACCCGUUAGUGCUGGAAGCCGACACAUAGGCCACGUCAUGGCGCUCCCUGGCAGGUCCCAGGGUGUAGCCAGCGCCAGCGCCCCCACCACCCCUGUACACCGCUCCCAGGGUGUUGCCAGCGCCCCCACCACCCCUGUACACCGCACCUUUGCCACCUCAGGGGCACCACAGCUGGACUCCAAGUCUGACAGACCUUCUCUGGGGAGCUUGUUGUCCUCCUCCUACAGACAACACCAGGAGUCUCUGACUGCAGAGAGAGAGAGGAGGAGACAAGAGAGGGAGGAACGACUGCAGAAAAUCGAGAGGGAGGAGAGGACCCGCUUCAAUCGGGAUUACAUGGACAAGAGGGAAGAGACAAGACAGGCCAGAGAAGAGAG
Oncorhynchus kisutch (coho salmon) is the source of this 1312-nucleotide messenger RNA. Its product is annotated as FH1/FH2 domain-containing protein 3. The record is from RefSeq and is a predicted model, not a curated record. Gene Ontology annotation, cellular component: cytoplasm; cytoskeleton. Gene Ontology annotation, molecular function: actin filament binding. Lineage: Eukaryota; Metazoa; Chordata; Actinopteri; Salmoniformes; Salmonidae. The transcript is spliced from 11 exons. The annotation marks the transcript as partial. Gene Ontology annotation, biological process: cardiac myofibril assembly; sarcomere organization; cortical actin cytoskeleton organization.